AUGAGUCAAGACAUAAUCGAAUUGAAAGCUUUUAAGGAAGAAGCUAUUGCAAGGGAAGAAUGUAAGGCCAUAACCCUCAGAAGUGGAAAGAAGCUAAAGGAGAUCUCAAAGGAAACCACAGAGGAUGAAGCAAAGGAAAAUGUGAGAGACAAGGAACAAGGACAAUCUUUUACACCGUCUGCAACAAAAGAAAAAGAAAAAGAGGUCCUGAAGCCUUAUACACCUAAAGCACCAUAUCCUCAACGUUUGAUGAAAAGUGAAAAGGAUGGCCAAUUCUCCAGAUUCUUGGAGAUUUUCAAGAAGCUUCAAAUCAACAUUCCGUUUGCUGAGGCAAUAGAAAAAAUGCCACUCUAUGCAAAAUUCUUAAAGGAAUUAAUGACCAAGAAGAGAAGCUGGAGAAAUGAGGAAACUGUGUUGUUAACUGAAGAAUGCAAAGAGGAUGCUAGACCCUCCAUUCAAGCUCAGAGAAGAUUGAAUCCCGUCAUGAAAGAAGUGGUACAAAAGGAGGUCAUGAAGUUAUGGCAGGCAGGGGUAAUCUACCCCAUUUCUGAUAGCCCAUGGGUUAGUCCCAUCCAUGUAGUUCCCAAGAAAGGUGGCAUAACUGUGGUGCCAAAUGAGAGGAACGAACUCAUACCCACAAGAACUGUUACUGGGUGGAGGAUGUGCAUAGACUACAGGAAGCUCAAUGAAGCCACCAGAAAAGAUCAUUUCCCACUUCCAUUCAUGGAUCAGAUGCUUGAAAGGCUUGCAGGACAUGCUUACUAUUGCUUCCUGGAUGGAUACUCAGGCUAUAAUCAGAUAGUAGUUGAUCCAAGAGAUCAAGAGAAAACAUCAUUUGUUUGUCCAUAUGGAGUGUUUGCGUAUAGACGCAUGCCCUUUGGAUUGUGCAAUGCACCUGCAACUUUCCAAAGGUGCAUGCUGUCCAUCUUUUCGGACAUGAUCGAAAAGUUUAUUGAAGUUUUCAUGGAUGAUUUUUCUGUGUUUGGAAAUUCUUUUCCUAGCUGCCUACACCACCUUGCCUUGGUGCUUAAGAGAUGCCAAGAGACCAACCUAGUAUUAAACUGGGAAAAGUGUCAUUUCAUGGUCACAGAAGGAAUAGUCCUUGGCCACAAAGUCUCCAAUAGAGGCAUUGAGGUGGACAGAGCUAAGGUGGAACUCAUUGAAAAACUACCUCCACCAAGUAAUGUCAAGGCAGUUAGGAGUUUUUUGGGACACGCUGGAUUUUACAGAAGGUUUAUUAGAGACUUUUCUAAAAUAGCCAAACCUUUGAGUAACUUACUUGUCUCUGAUACACCCUUUGUAUUUGAUAAAAAUUGCAUGCUAGCCUAUGAACUUUUGAAGCAAAAACUUUCCUCUGCACCUAUCAUUGCCCCACCUGAUUGGAACCUACCUUUUGAACUGAUGUGUGAUGCAUCAGACCUUGCUAUUGGGGCAGUGUUAGGACAAAGGAAAGACAAUUUGGUACAUGUGAUUUAUUAUGCCAGUAAGGUCUUGAAUGAUAACCAAAGGAAUUACACAACCACCGAAAAAGAACUCUUGGCAAUAGUCUUUGCAUUUGACAAAUUUAGAUCCUAUCUCAUUGGAUCUAAAGUCAUUGUCUUCACUGAUCAUUCAGCUUUAAAAUACUUACUUGCUAAACAAGAAUCCAAACCAAGACUUAUUAGAUGGGUUCUUUUGUUGCAGGAAUUUGAUAUUGAAAUCAAAGACAAGAAGGGUGUAGAGAACAAGGUGGCAGACCAUUUAUCAAGAAUACCAUGUGAAGAAGGAAGCACACAAAGCACACAUAUAAAUGAGUGCUUCCCUGAUGAACAGCUCAUGGUAAUUCACAAAGCACCCUGGUUUGCAGACAUAGCAAACUUCAAAGCCACUGGGAGUUUGCCGUUGGAAUUUAACAAGCAUCAAAAGAAGAAAUUAGUAAAUGAUGCCAAAUACUUCAUCUGGGACGAACCAUACUUGUUCAAAAAAUGUUCAGAUGGCAUACUCAGAAGAUGCAUAUCAGAGGAAGAAGGAACGGAAACAAGUGGUCAAGCCGAAAUAUCUAAUAGGGAACUCAAAAGAAUCCUGGAAAAGACUGUGGGAACUUCAAGGAAGGACUGGUCGAUUAAGCUAGAUGAUGCUCUUUGGGCAUAUAGGACAGCUUUCAAAACACCAAUUGGAAUGUCUCCUUACCAACUAGUAUAUGGAAAAGCUUGCCAUUUGCCACUGGAGUUGGAGCACAAGGCAUUCUGGGCCUUGAAACUCUUGAACUUGGACGGUAAAGCUGCUGGAGAAAGAAGGAUGUUGCAAAUUCAAGAGUUGGAAGAAUUCAGAGCUGAAGCUUAUGAGAAUGCCAAAAUCUACAAAGAAAGAGCAAAGAAGAAGCAUGACAGCAACAUAGCCCCAAGGAAAUUUGAAGAGGGACAAAAAGUAUUGCUCUACAAUUCUAGGCUGAAGCUAUUUCCAGGGAAGCUAAAAUCAAGGUGGUCUGGACCAUUCCUUGUCACCAAGGGACAGGAAUGUCAGGGCGUUAUGCUGUUAGCUGCGAGUGUGUCGAGUGAGGAACAAAGUUUAGAGAAACUUCCAAUUGUUUGUGAAUUUCCUGAAGUGUUUCCAGAUGACAUUGAGGAAUUCCCUCCUAACCGAGAGGUUGAAUUUGUAAUUGAGUUGGUACCGGGAACAGGACCAAUUUUGAUUUCCCCUUACAGAAUGUCGCCUUUAGAAAUGGCCGAACUCAAGGCUCAGUUGGAAGACUUAAUGAGUAAACGCUUUAUCCGCCCUAGUGUUUUUCCGUGGGAAGCACCAGUGCUACUGGUGAAGAAGAAAGAUGGGAGUAUUCGACUCUGUGUAGAUUACAAGCAACUGAAUAAGGUCACAAUAAAGAAUACAUACCCGUUGCCGAGGAUUGACGAUCUCAUGGAUCAGUUACAAGGAGCCGGAGAUUUCUCUGAGAUUGAUUUGCGAUCCGGCUAUCACCAGAUAAGAUCUUUGGAGGAUGAAAAGACUAAGGCUACCGCGGCUGUGGCGGCGGCGAAGGCGUCGGAGGAAACGGCGAGGGUGGCGACGGAGAAUUAUUCUAAGCUGCACGCUGAGCUUCAGGAGACGAAGGAGAAGCUGCAGUCGGCUCGGGAUGAUUACUAUGAGCUGGAGGAUAAUGUGGCCAAGGGUAUGGAUGCUAUGUUUGCAAACUUAAGGGAUCAGGUCCGGGUUCUUGCUCCCGACCUGAAUUUGACCCUAUUCAGCACUGAUAACAUAGUUGUGGAGGGAAAGAUUGUUCCAGCUCCUGCCGAGGAUGAGGUCCCGGCGUCCGAUCCCCAGGCCCCAGUGUCUGAUCCCGAGGUGCUGGUUGAGAACCCGCCCUCACCUUUGGCUGUGGAUAGGUCGGGUGUGGAGGUUUCAAGUCGGGAUGACGGUGCUGUUGAUGCAGUCCCCGUUUCUGUUUUUGAUGCGGAGACCGGCAAGUAUACCCUUGGUCCUUUGUGA
Arachis stenosperma is the source of this 3459-nucleotide messenger RNA. RefSeq lists its product as uncharacterized. Lineage: Eukaryota; Viridiplantae; Streptophyta; Magnoliopsida; Fabales; Fabaceae. Gene Ontology annotation, molecular function: nucleic acid binding. The record is from RefSeq and is a predicted model, not a curated record. The transcript has 6 exons. The coding region runs from base 1 to 3459 and encodes 1152 amino acids.